GAGUGUUGGGCGCGUGCCGAGUUUCCCGACCGAAAGAGUGCCCAGGGUGGGUGUGUGUGGGGCGGAAGGAAGGUGUGAAGUGCAUUACGCGGUGCGGCUUUCGGUGCAAGUGUCCCCCGUGUCCCCGCAGCGGCAUCAGUGAUGAUACCUCAGCACAAUCAGGUGAUCAGUAGCGCGUUUUCUCAGAGCGAGAUGGAUACGCAGGUGAUGGUGGUGGCCCAGCAGUACACGGCGGCCGGUGGCGGUGGUGGCGGCAGUCCGACACCACCUCCGCCCCUGUUCGGUUCCCAGAUGGUGGAUAAGAAUUCCAGCACCCCGUACACCGAUGCAACGCAGACGAAAAAACACAGUCCCGGUCAUAUCAAGCGACCGAUGAAUCCGUUUAUGGUGUGGAGCCAGAUUGAGCGGCGCAAGAUUUGCGAGGUUACGCCGGACAUGCACAAUGCGGUCAUCUCGAAGAACCUGGGCCAACGAUGGAAACAGCUAAGUCCCGAGGAGCGCCAACCGUUCAUCGACGAAGCGGAACGCCUCCGUCAGCUGCAUACGCGCGAAUACCCAAACUACAAGUACCGUCCCAAGAAGAAGCAGGUCAAGGGAGGCACCACCCACAAGACUAGCAGCAGCGGCAGUAGCGGCUCGUCACCGUCCUCGUCUACGGCCGGCGGUUCACCCUCGUCGGCGACAACCGGCGGCUCGCCGGAAUCCGUUUCUUCGCCCCACAGCUGUUCCUCGCUGUCCUCGUCAUCGUCCAUCACGUGCUCGCCUUCGACGGGAAAGUCGUCGCCAAGCGUGAAGCGCAACCGCAGCGGGAAGAUCUCGAAGAGCCACUCGGCAGCCACCGGCGGCGGCGGCGGCGGCCUGUCCAAGUCCAAGAAGACCAUCAUUAUCCACGAGAUCGGUCAGCAAACGAUGGCUGCGGUGGCGACGGCCGCUACGGUAACGACGCACGCCGCCCAAGGCGAGCAACAGGACUGUCUGUCCUUCACCACUUCGAAGCUGCUGCCCAACUCGCCCGAGAGUGCCACACAGUACGACGAUCGGUCGCUCAUAUCGCCUGAACCGAACUUCGGAUCGUACGAUACCCCAUCCAUCUUCUCGAGCGAUCUGUUUGACGAAAGCAAGGAUUUUGAUCAGGACAGCGGAAAAGCCUACCUCCGUUUCGAUGAUCGCGUCACGACGGACCUCAACGCAACGAUGGACAUUACCACUGGCGGUGGCGCUAGAGUAGCCACUCCCUGCCAGAGCAGUCCCCAUCCGGAUCUGAAUCAGCUGGUUGUGGAACACAGCAACCACCAGAGCAGCGCUAGUCCGAACCUCCUCCAGCAACAACAUCCCAGUCUGCUGCUUCAUAACAACAACAACAGUCUUCACGUAAACAAUAAUCACCUUCACCAGCACCAGCAGCAGCAGCAAAGCGACGAAUCGGAUGUUAAGCCACUGCUUUUCGGUUGCCAGCAAACCUCAAAGUCCUUGUACUCCGUUGACAACGACGUGGACUGCGUCAAGGCGGAGAAGUAUUUCGAUGACGACGACUGCCAAAGCGAACAGUUCGGGGCUAGCAUGCUGGAGGACAGUUGUCUGGACGUGCCCGGCAUCAGCAGAAUAGACGUAUCGCUUGACCUGGGCGGCCAGAGCGGGAACUCCAACACCGGCGGUGCCAGCGGCGACUGCUUUAACGAAGGGGUCGUAUACAACGAUCAGUUCACACUUACCGUGCAUCCCAACCAUCAGCAGCAGCAGCAGCCGCCGCAGCAGCAUCAACAUCACAACCAAUACCAUCAGCAGCAGCUUCCACACCAAGAUCAUCGCAUUGCGGAGGGCAGCAAUUUGCUUUCGGGCAAUCUGGGCGCACUAGCGAGCUUUAAAGAAAUUACCAACGUCAGUGUCAGUCAGUGUCAGUCACACCUGCAGCAACAGUUACUUCAGUCGUAUCAACUGCUGCCGGGUGAUGUGUCCGUGAAGAAUCUGCUGUGGACCAGCAGUCCUCGCCAGCAGGAACACCAAACGCAGCUUCAUCUGCAGCAGCAUCAGCAGCAGCAGCAACAGCAGCAGCAGCAGCAACAGCAGCAACAACAGCAGCAGCAACAGCAACAGCAACAGCAACAGCAGCAGCCGCAGCAGCAGCUACACCACCAUCACCAGCAACAGCAGCAGUGCCUCACGGGGGUUGUACCCCUCGCCGAUAGUAUGAGCCAGCUAUCGCCUCUUAGCAGCGCCUCAGGCUCCAGCCUCGUCUCGGUACCCAACUGUCAGCCCUCACCGGUCGGCAGUCCCGUGGACGGUUUCAGUGCGUCGGCUGUCGGUGUGGUGCUGGCCGACUGUAACAUGGACGGCAGUAGUCAGCCCUCCGACAACAACCUGUCCAUGCUGGAGGACAUGCUCAGCCAGUCGCACAUGGACUACUCGUUCGAGGGGCUUGAGACGGCGUCUUCAUCGAGCGGUUCGCACCUCGAGUUCAUUACCGAUGAUAAUAGCAUCUUCUUAACUGACUCGAACAAUCUGAUCGGGUACAACGUCUAGAGUAAGCCCAGCGCGCGCGCGGAAUCUUCGGCGGCGGCGGCGGGACUGCUACAAUUACUAGGUUUAAACUCUAUUUCCCACAACCACUCAUGGAACGGCGGGGUGAGCGAACCUUUCCCCUUCAUCCCUGUUUUCAAACGUAACAAGUAAAUCCCUUCUAUUUUUCCAUACAAAAAUUAUUCUACAAUCUAUCCACAUUUACCAUUAACAUUAAUCACAACACACUGCAUACAUUGAAAAUAUUGAAAACUUUCAAACCAGAAACAAAUAAGGCCGCCAUUUGUUUCAGAAACAAGAAAGCUCUUCAACACGGCAACCAAACAGUGGAGUGCGGAGGAUGAUUAAAAAAAUUAAGUGCUUUAUCAAUUGCGGUGUGUGUGCAUGUUCACUUGAAAGGCGAGAUUGAGAGAGAAAGUGAGAAUGAAAGAGUGAGAGAGAACGUGAAACAGAAGAUCCGAGGAAGCGUUCACCGGGCAAUCUGUGGCAAUGGAUUGCUGGGUGACCGGAUUCAUACACUCUAGCCCUAAGAUAUAGAAUACUAAAGAUAAAUUCAGGAAGAAACGUGAACCCGAGUGAAAAGAUGUGUGACUAAGAAUGCGUGUACGCGGCAGGGUUAUAAAACGAAGGGAAAAGCAGAGUGACGGAGGUAAAGGAUGUGCGGGAAUAACGCUGUUUACAAAGCAAAAUAAAACAUAAAUUUACAAAAGUAAAGAGAAUACACACAAAAGCGACUUAGAGCUUAAACACAUAGGUGAACACAAUCGCGAAGAAAGAACGGUUUGCUUCACGGGCACAGCAAAGUCAGAGUUGUUGAUGCGAAAAGGAAGCAAAAUAAGAUAUCGAGACAGAAUUGUGACCGGCGGUGGCUAUCGCUGAGGAUGAUAAAUGUUUCCCGAAUCGCCCUGUCGGAAGGAGAACAGGAU
Messenger RNA from Anopheles cruzii, 3443 nucleotides. RefSeq lists its product as uncharacterized. The transcript is spliced from 2 exons. NCBI's taxonomy places the organism in Eukaryota, Metazoa, Arthropoda, Insecta, Diptera, Culicidae. The coding region runs from base 142 to 2520 and encodes 792 amino acids. Gene Ontology annotation, biological process: anatomical structure morphogenesis; positive regulation of transcription by RNA polymerase II; cell differentiation. Gene Ontology annotation, molecular function: RNA polymerase II cis-regulatory region sequence-specific DNA binding; DNA-binding transcription factor activity, RNA polymerase II-specific. The record is from RefSeq and is a predicted model, not a curated record.